This is a messenger RNA of Trachymyrmex cornetzi, 4885 nucleotides long. Its product is annotated as zinc finger protein 26. The transcript is spliced from 3 exons. Gene Ontology annotation, molecular function: zinc ion binding. NCBI's taxonomy places the organism in Eukaryota, Metazoa, Arthropoda, Insecta, Hymenoptera, Formicidae. Bases 223 to 4242 code for a protein of 1339 amino acids. The record is from RefSeq and is a predicted model, not a curated record. Gene Ontology annotation, cellular component: nucleus.
UACGACGUAGUGCAGUUAUCGAGAACAGCCUUCACACGUUUGAACGUAUCGACUUCUCGUUAUGUCGAAACGAAAACGAUGUAAUAAAGAAAAUUAUAUUUUUCCGUACCUCCUAGUUAGUGGUGGGUGAAAGAAGGCGGUGUGCCGGAUCAGCGAGGAAGAGCGUAGCUGAGCAAUCUGAUUCGUUUCUAAGUCGGUCCAAGUCAGUUCGCCGAGCAAAACAUGGACGCCGUAACGAUACAUACGUCGGAUCCGCCGCAGGGCGAGGACGCGAUCACGUCCGCUAUGAAGAUAUGCCGCGUCUGUCUGCUCGACAAUCUGAUGAUGCGCGAUCUCUUCGCAGAGAGCGAGGUCGCGUCCCUAUCCGUGAAGGCGAUGAGCUUCGCCAACGUUAAGAUGUUACCAGGCGACGGUUUACCGACACAGGUGUGCUGUAUGUGCGUCGACAAGUUGGAAUCGGCAUACGAGUUUAAGUUACAAGUGGAGCAAGCUGACAACGUUCUUCGAGAAAGGCUUAUGGGAGGACUAAUAAAGGACGAAUUAUUUCUUAAUGAGGUUGAAAUACACUUGGAUGCUGAGAAGAAUAAUGGUUUGGAAGAGAUGAAUGACAGUGCUGAUUAUGAAUCUACUGAUACAUUGCCAAUUGAAACAGAAACUGACAAGAACUUUCUGAAAAGUCAAUUAAUGAUUUUGGAAGCUGAAAAAUUGGCAGAGACAGAUGGUAUGCAACAAGAUACAGAACAAGAUAACUUGCAAGAAAGCAUUGAGGAAGAAUUGCAGCAAGAAUUAGCCAGCUCGGAAGACAAUGAUAUGUCAGAUGCUAUCGAUGAAUCUAGGGAUGAAGUAUCUUCCAACAACAAGAAUAUUAUUCGAAGUUGCACAGAUGCAAUUCCAACAGAUGAACAUAAUUAUAUAAUGCAGCAACAGUGUAUUAUUUUGCAUACUGAACAAUUCUCCUUCCAUAAAAAAAUGCAGGAGACCGUACCAGAAUUUAAACACGAUAUAACGAAAUACAAAGAGUCGCUAUCUGAACAAAAUCAAGAAAAUCAAUCUGAGCAAAACCAAGAGAUUCAGGUUGAACAAAAUCAAGAAAUUCCAACUCAGCAAAUCCACGAGACUCUAGCUGAGCAAACUGAAGAGACUCCAGUUCAAAAUGUUCAAGCUGAACAGGAGAAUCAAACUGAACAAAAUCAAAAUAAAAAAAUGGAAUUAUUACAGAAUGAAGUAUUAAAAAAUGAUACUAAUGAGCCAGUCAUGGAACAAGAAUCACCUCAGAAUGAAACUAGAAGAAGUAAACGUAGAUUGGUUCGUCGGACAUUCACCGAGCGGGAUUCCGAUGAGGAGAAUUACUUUGAAAAUUUGAAUCUCAGUUCACGAUUGAAAAAAGCGCAGGCAGAUAAGACAGAGAAGAUCUUUUUCAUGUGUUACUUGUGCGAUAAACAGUUUCUUUCAAAGAGCGUCUUGAAAGAGCAUAUGCAUUCCCAUGAAGAAGUAAGGAAAACAUUGUCUCUGAAGAAAACGCCGGAGAAACCGCAGAAGGUGCAGACCAGCGUUUCAGCCGUGAAAACGCCGCCAUCAGGAAAGAAAGCCAACAAGUGCCCUUAUUGUGGUAAAGAGUAUCUGUACAUAAUCUCGUUUACUAAACACAUUAAACAACACGAGCGAGAGCGGCAGGAAGCGAAGGAAGAUCCGAUGUCGUUUGAGAUGUUUUAUGAGGAUGAGUACAGUCUAGACUUAGAUAACGACAACAAAUCGGAUGUUGAAUGUAGAAAACGAAAGAGAGGAAGUAUAGUCGACGAUGUCGCGAGCGACAAUGAUCAGGAUAAGAGAAGAAAGCGUAGUCUUAUUGAGGAGUUUGCGUGUAACAAAUGUCUAGAAAAAUUCGAUACAAAGCGAGGAUUGCAAAAGCAUUUGCUCACGCAUGUUAGCUUCAAGUGCAGCGUGUGCAACGAGGAAUACGACACUCUAGAACAACUAAAAAAUCAUCGAACAACGCAUGUAGUCGAAGGCGUACUCACUGAGCAAGACUUGGAAGAAGACAUGAAGCAAAUGGCCAAGUGCGAGGAGAAUGAUGACAACCGCAAGAACAUCAAAGAUGAAGAGAACAGUGAAUCCGCCGAAAUCACGAAGGAACUAAAGUGUCCGACGUGUUCAAUAACAUUUUCACGCAAGAAAGCGCUCUCCAGACACAUAGAGACAAUACACUCCGACACCCAUUCUUACGAAUGCAAGAUAUGCUGUCAACAAUUUACACGGAAGGAUUUCCUACGCAGGCAUGCCGAGCAGCAUGCACGAGUGAAGACUUACAAAUGUACCCAAUGUAACAAGACCUUCGGCAACGAGCUCACGUUGAGAAAUCACCUGGUUGCCACAAAUCACAAGACAUUUAUACAGGGACAGGAAUACGAUCCCAACAAGCGUAUAAAGCGCGUGGCGGCAAGAGCAGCACAGAAGAUCAUCGACAAGAUCAAGACUGAAGACGGUCUCGAAGAUUACGACGAUGAUAACGAUGAUAAUACCGAUUACGACGUCAAAUUGGACGGGCAUUAUCGCCGUAAGCGCGACGCUACACCAAAGAAGUACAGUUAUAAGAAGGAAUUUGAGUGUGCAACCUGUAAUAAAAGGUACAGCUCGAAGCAAGCGUUGACGAGGCACAUGGAGCAACAUGUAAAGGAGGAAAAGGCAGAGAAAGCAGUGGAGAAGGCGGCGGAGAAGCAGAAGAAGACCGCUUUAGAGAAGAAGGAAGCGCACAAGAGCAACACGGGCGAUAACGAUGACGACGAUAACAACUCCGACUUUGAAAGUGGUCUUGAUUGGCCAGUAGACAGCCAUGAAUGCACCACGUGCAAGAAGCAAUACAGUACGAAGAAGUCGUUACUGCGCCAUCAACUACUACAUGAAGAGCCAAAUUUCGAGUGCGAUAUCUGCAAUAUCAAGUUCUAUCGUAAAGACAAACUGAAGGCGCACUACGAUAAAUGCUCGGAAAAGAAUCCUGAUCAGGUGAGGAAGUGCAACAUCUGCGGCGACAGUUUCGAAAACAAUGAGAUUCUGCGCGAGCACAGAGCCAAGCACGUCACCGAGGGUAUCCUAACGGAGGAGGAUCUGAGAGACACCGAGCCAAAAUCCGAAGAAAAGAGACUAAAUGAUAAAAUGACCCGGAAGAGGAGGACCGAUAUUGUAGGGCUCGAAUGUACCGAAUGCAACAAACAAUAUACCUCUAGGAAGGGCUUGCUGCGACACAUUCAGGUUCACGAGGGCAAGAAGUACCUAUGUGAAAUAUGCCCAAAGAAAUUCUAUCGGCGAGAACAUCUGAAGAUUCACGUGGCAAAACACAACAUGAUUAAACCAUACAAGUGCACUCGUUGCUCCAAACGUUUCAUUAAGGAGGAGCAGCUCAAUAAUCACCUACCUAAGCAUGAUCGCACUUUUAAGAAGAACAAGGAGACCGACAGCUCGAAGAGAUUCCUCUGUGAGAUCUGCAGCAAGAGCUUUACGCAGUCGACAACGCUGCUAGCGCAUCUGCGCGCUCAUAAGGGUAUCAAACCGUAUGUGUGCGAAGUAUGCUCCAGGCCAUUCACCACUAAUGCCUACUUGAAGAUGCAUAUGCGCACGCAUACGCAGGAACGUCCGUACAUCUGCCAAUAUUGUUCGCGAGCGUUUGCCCGUGCCGACACCUUGGCUAAUCACCUGACGUCGCACACUGGCGAAGCCAAGUACCACUGCAAGUGCUGUCCGAAGAACUUUCGGCGAUUGAAAUCAUUGAAGGAGCACAUGUUUAUUCAUACGGGUCAACGACCUUACGAGUGUCCAACUUGCGACAGGAAGUUCAACAAUAACGGCAGUCGCUACGCGCACAGCAAGCGCUGCAAACAGAAUCUUUUGCAGAAUCAGAACCGGGCGCAACAGGUGAUCCAGCAGACACAGCAGCAACAGCAACAGCAACAACAACAACAACAACAACAACAACAUCAACCACAGCAAGUGCAAAUACAGGUGCAGCCAGAACCGCAUCCAAUUAGGUUGCAUCAAACCACGAUCGGCCAAGCACAAGUAAUCAAGGCGCAAAACAUCAAAACAAUCGCUAUAGCGAGACAAGCUGAGCCUACGGUAACCACGCAACAUCAGGUUAUGCAGCAUCAGGAAAUACUAAUGCCUUUAAUCCUACCACUUACCGUUACUCUUGCUGAUGUAGGCGAAGAGGUGAUACUACCUGAAGGUACAAAAAUAUUUACCACUUCUUAAUCGAGCCAUCUUUUUCGUAUUUGAUUAUAAUAUGGAAAGAAAGGGACAUACUACUUGUGAAAAACUAUCUCGAUGAUACUUCUUCAAUGAUGAAUGACUUGAAGUUUUGUUCUCCUAACACCCUGUGACUAUCAUUUUCAUUCCCACAAUUCCUUAUACGCACGGAAAAUCUCGAAAUGACAAUGAAGUAGCUCACGUUAUUGAGGGAUUUUCUUGUAUAUUGGAUAAAAAAAGGGUACGAUGCUCCACUAGGUGAUAGAAAAGGGUACGAUAAAUAUAUGAAUUUAAGAGACAGAGUAUCAUUUUGAUUAUGUAUAAAACGUUAUAUUGAAGUUUAUUUUUACAACGGUGAAGGCGUUAAUAAGCGAUACAUAUGUAUAAUUUGUCUGGAAGUUUUAAGAUAUAUGUACUAGCAUAUUUCAUAUGUAAUAGCGUGUAUUACUGGGAAUGAAUAGUGUAAACGUCUUUGACAAAUUCUGAGAAGACAGGAAAAGACAGAUGUCUUUGUUAUGAAUGUGUUGUACAUGUAAUAUAGAUUUUCUUUAAGAGAUAUGGAUAAGGUAGGUUUUAAAUACUUAAAAAGCUCUUAAUGUAUUAAAUAUUAGAUUUACUUUCACUUAGUUUGUUCUUCCAGAGAUCUUUC